UAUCUCAUUCCCAUUUCUCCAAUCUAUUUUCUUUCCCUGCAAACCAAAAAGAUAAAAUAAAAAUGGAGUCAGCAACAAGAAGAAAACGGCCCUGUUUUAUCAACGACGGUCUUGUCUCUGUGGCUCAAAUGGGAACUGAGAUUUCAACAAACAAUCACAAUUCAUUAAUUUCUAGGAGAACUAUUUUCAAGAAUCUUACUUUUGAUUCUUCAAUCUCAUCACCAAAAUUACCUGCUAGAAUUGAACAACAACAACCCCAUUUCUUGGAUUCUUGUUUUCUUUGCAAUAAACCAAUUGCUCACAACAGAGACAUCUUUAUGUACAGAGGGGAUAUUCCAUUCUGUAGUGAAGAGUGCAGGCAAGAACAAAUAGAUAUGGAUGAAGCAAAAGAGGAAAAAUUAAAUCUUUCAACUUCUAUCAAGGCUUUGAGAAUAAAGUCCACUUCUCCCACUAACACUACACAAGAUUACCCUUUACGUAUUAGAGGCAGUGUUGUUGCAGCUUGAAUU
Solanum tuberosum (potato) is the source of this 509-nucleotide messenger RNA. RefSeq lists its product as uncharacterized. The transcript has 2 exons. Lineage: Eukaryota; Viridiplantae; Streptophyta; Magnoliopsida; Solanales; Solanaceae. The record is from RefSeq and is a predicted model, not a curated record. Bases 63 to 506 code for a protein of 147 amino acids.